Periophthalmus magnuspinnatus is the source of this 2004-nucleotide messenger RNA. It is a transcript of the gene trappc14, whose product is annotated as trafficking protein particle complex subunit 14. The coding region runs from base 262 to 1992 and encodes 576 amino acids. The record is from RefSeq and is a predicted model, not a curated record. The transcript has 13 exons. Gene Ontology annotation, cellular component: TRAPPII protein complex. Gene Ontology annotation, biological process: cilium assembly. Lineage: Eukaryota; Metazoa; Chordata; Actinopteri; Gobiiformes; Gobiidae. Gene Ontology annotation, molecular function: alpha-tubulin binding.
CCACUGUCUCCGCAUCUGCAGCGCGCCGCGUCCUCCUCCGGUGUCUCUGGUCUGUCUCUGUCCCGGUGUCGUCUCCCGGAGCAUCCACCCGCCGCCAGCUGCUCCCGGGGCCUGGACGCCUCCUCCCCGGCUCUUCCUCCUCCUCUCCCCGGGCCUGGGCGCAUCCUCCCCGGCUCUUCCUCCUCCUCUCCCCGGGCCUGGGCGCAUCCUCCCCGGCUCUUGUGGCUGUCCUCCCCGGGCUUCAGCGCCUCCUCCGCGGUCAUGGUGCAGGAGAUGGAGUCUCAGUGCGAGUACCUCAUGUACUUCCCUGCGGUGCCGCUCAGUGAGCUGAGUGACCCGGCGCGGUACCGGAGCCUGCCCCGGCGCAGUCACCUGUAUCUGGGGGAGACCGUGCGCUUCCUGCUGGUGCUGCGCUGCCGGGACUCACGUCUGUCCGAGUCCACAGAGUCGGGAUCGUGGAGAGAUCUGGCGUCCUCGCUGUGUGCCGUGGCGAGCGUCUCCCCCGGCGACAGCUCCCGUCACCGCAAUAACCAGCAUCACCACGGCGACGAGCAGGACGACUACAUGGCGGCGGCGGAGGCGGCCAUCGCGGCGCUGGGCAGCAGAGUGGACUCACGGUGCCGCAGCUUCAGGGACUGUAAACCUCUGAUCAUUCACACGUCCAGAGGACACAGGAGGGCCAACAUACAGUCUCCUCUGGAUGAGCCUGUCGUUCUCUCUGAUGAGGUCAUCUUUCCUCUGACCGUGUCUCUGGACAAACUCCCGGUCACUACACUCAAAGUCAAGGUGAUGGUGACCGUGUGGAAGAGGGAGCAGGACAAAGCGGAGGUGCAGGAGCUGGGUUAUCUGUCUGUUCUCCAGCAGAGGGCGCCGGUGCACACGUUCAGACACGACCUCAACACGUUCAAAGCCCAAGUGAGUACGACUCUGAGCGUGCUCCCUCCUCCCACUGUGCGCUGCAAACAGAUGACUGUGUCAGGGCGCCACCUCGCUGUGCUCAAAGUUCUAAACGAGUGCUCUCAGGAGGAGCUGAGGAUUCGGGAUGUGAAGAUACUUCCAAACUUAAAUGCGUCGUAUUUACCCAUGAUGCCUGACGGCUCCGUGCUGCUCGUCGACAACGUCUGUCACCAGUCGGGGGAGGUGGGCAUGGGCUCCUUCUCUCGUGUGGACACUCCCUCCGGAAGAUUACCCAGCAUGCUCAGCGCGCUGGAGGAGCACGACUUCCUGUUUCAGCUCCACCUCAACGACACCAAUCAGGAAGAGUCCACAGAGGGUCUGGAGGUUCCUCUCGUUGCUGUGAUCCAAUGGUCCACUCCCAAAAUGCCGUUCACCAACUGCAUCUACACACAUUACAGGUUACCGAGUAUCCGUCUGGACCAGCCUCGUUUCGUGAUGACUGCUUCCUGUCCACGCACCGUCAGGGUCAAAGAGCACUUCCGGGUCAGAUACGUCCUGCUCAACAACCUGCAGGACUUCCUCGCCGUCAGGCUGGUGUGGACGCCGGAGGCUCGUGGCUCAGAUGACCCCUCCCUCUCCUCGGUCGUAUGUCUCUCUCCGCUCUCUAACCUCGGUCACUGCAGAAAAGGAAGUACUCUCUCCUUCAGCGUCGGCUUCCAGAUACUCCGACCAGGACUGUACGAGUUGAGUCAACACAUGAAACUAAAGCUGCAGUUCACCGCCUCAGUGUCCAACCCUCCUCCAGACGCCAGACCGCUGUCCCGGAAGAACAGUCCUUCGUCUCCGGCUGUGAGGGACCUGCUGGACCGACAUCAGGCCAGUUUAGGACGCUCCCAGUCCUUCUCCCACCAGCAGCCCUCCAGAUCACAUAUCAUGAGGACGGGCAGUGCCAUGGAGCGGCGGGCCAUCACCCCCCCUGUGGGCUCACCCGUCGGGCGCUCCCUCUACCUGCCCCCCCCUGAACGCACCGUCCUCUCCCUGGACAAGAUCGCCAAGAGAGAGUGUAAGGUGCUGGUGCUGGACGCAGCCGCUUAGAGGAGACGAGGA